AUAAAAGAUCAAUUAAUCUAUCCAAUGAACCUUCCGCUCUUUUGUAACAAACGGUAGCGGCUAUAGUUAUCCGUUUAAUGAGCCCAAUAAGAUAUCACCUUGAUGAGCCUGAAUAGUUAAUAUGAGAUAUCGCUACAAUGCACCCUAGCCCGCAUCUGUUGAUUUGAAUCUUCUUCAAGAAUGUGGAAUACCUUAGUAAAGUCUGUGCUGAGCUGUAAGAAUACUUGAAGAUAUAGCCAUACACACCCACGAAAGGACACACCAUGACGCAUUGUGAAUGAGCCAUUGGCAUCGAGGACGAAAUUUGAACUGGAAUAGGGGAAUAGGGAAUGGAAUUCAAAUUUGAAUUUCAUUACAGGUGCCUCUGAAUUGAAAAUGAACAUCAGUGUAUUCAGGUGAAAAAUAAAAUCACUGCUUUUGUAAAAUAUUCAUGUACCCGACGCGCGAAACUGAUCUAAAGUCACUUCUUGCCAAAGGCCAGGACAUCGAAAGGGAUGAACUCAAAGUCAUUCUUGCCGUAUGGAUGUCGUCUUGUCUCUGCAUGGCUCGUCACGGUAGCCAGUAUCUCGAUGAGUAUUACCUAUCUCAACUCAAUACCAAGUUAUCAACACAAGUCUAGAGUAUAUUUAUUUACAGACAGAAAGUUUGUUGAAAAAGCUGAGAAAAUAUCGGUUUACAGUAGAAAGGAAUAUGUUCCUUGUCCAGCUCAGGGGGAGUGCGAUACCAGUCUACUUCCUGCUCGUGGAGAAUUUCAGAAUGGAGAAUUUGAUAUAGAAAAGGGGAUACCUCCUAUGAAAGAGUUGUACGAGAGAUUUAAAGUUGUGACGGCCGUAUCUCAGAACCAUUUUGAAGAGGUUAAACCAUGGAUUGCUAGUAUUCAACGGUUUAUGCCAGGUCAAGAAAUCAUCCUCUAUAACUUGGGACUAAAUACGACAUCUCUGGAGACGGUCAAAAAUCUUUGUGAUGUUCAGGUGCGAACAUUUCCUUUCAAGUCGUAUCCAAAACAUGUCAAGAAUCUACAUACGUACGCAUGGAAACCAAUUAUCAUUGACAUAACUCUUCGAGAGUUUGGCGCCAUUUUCUGGGGAGAUUCAUCCAUCCGGCUCAAAGGCUCCUUGCGGAAACUUCUACCAGUCUCACUGAAUCACCACGGAUACAUGACACACUUUCACGCGUUUGAUCCCAAGAAAAAAGAAGAGAUCAAACAUCAGUACUUCUACACCCAUCCUCAACUCUACGAUAACCUCGGUGUUAAUAGAACCGAGUACUAUCAUUCAGAUGGCAUGGCGCCACACGCUGCGGCAAAUCGUCAACUCUACGUUAACAGUUCUUACAUCCAACAAGCUAUCGUCCAACCGAUGCUGAAAUGUGCCUUGGAAUAUCGCUGCAUCUCGCCGGUUGGUGCCCGGUUGCCCAAGCACCGUUUUGAUGCAUCGAUUCUCGCUAUUUUAAUUUACAAGAAUCUCAAAGGAGAGUGGAAAAGAACGAAUAAUGACAAUCGUUACUUUGACGAGGUGGUGUAUCUUCGAAAGAAUACUUUGGGAAAAGAGAAAGUUAAAACGUGCUUGUGGUAAGGCCU
Lytechinus variegatus (green sea urchin) is the source of this 1579-nucleotide messenger RNA. RefSeq lists its product as uncharacterized. The transcript has 6 exons. Bases 495 to 1574 code for a protein of 359 amino acids. Lineage: Eukaryota; Metazoa; Echinodermata; Echinoidea; Temnopleuroida; Toxopneustidae. The record is from RefSeq and is a predicted model, not a curated record.